This is a messenger RNA of Triticum urartu, 824 nucleotides long. NCBI's taxonomy places the organism in Eukaryota, Viridiplantae, Streptophyta, Magnoliopsida, Poales, Poaceae. The record is from RefSeq and is a predicted model, not a curated record.
CCAACCCCGCCGCUCGCUCGUCCAAAUAAUUUACCUCCGUCCCCUACUAUCUCCGUCUCCUCUGGAAGCGUCGCGUGUGGUCCUACCCAAAUCCGCCACGCAACCCGGCAUUUGCGCCACUUGUGAUGGCGGCGGCGAGGCACCGGAAGGAGGAGGAGGACGAGAUGCUGCUGGACGACGGCGACAUCGAGGAGAGCCCCCGCGACAGCUUCCGCGACUCCGACGACGACGAGGCGGAGGAGGAGGGGCGGGGCGAGGACGGCGACGGGAUCGGCUCCUUCGAGUCGCACCAGUGGCCGCAGAGUUACCGGGAAACAACUGACACCUACACAAUUGCUGCGUCUCCCAUCUUCGGUUACCUUGGUCCUUCAACCAGCAAAUACUCAAUCGAUGGUGGCCGCAGUGGCCUGGCUUCUGACAUCAAGCUGCCUUUCAUCUCGGAUAAGCUAGAAUCUGUCAAGAGCCUGAGGCGACAUCUUCUUGGUUCAGUCAGAGACGAGAAGCUCUCAUUUCAGUAUACUGGAGAGAUUUACGUCGGUCAAGGGUGCAGCGUGACACAGACAGUCUUCAAUGGUAUUAACGUACUCGCUGGUGUUGGCCUUCUUUCCGCUCCGUUCACAAUUCAUGAAGCUGGAUGGGCUGGUCUUGCAGUUCUGUCUGUUUUUGCAAUUAUUUGCUGUUAUACUGGAGUUCUUCUCAAACAUUGCUUCGAGAGCAAAGACGGCAUUGCAACCUAUCCAGACAUCGGGGAGGCCGCCUUUGGAAGAAUUGGCCGCUUGAUCAUAUCUAUUAUUUUGUAUACUGAAUUAUAUCUUGAUUAUUGA